This is a messenger RNA of Lepidothrix coronata (blue-crowned manakin), 736 nucleotides long. RefSeq lists its product as uncharacterized. The transcript is spliced from 7 exons. Gene Ontology annotation, biological process: proteolysis. Lineage: Eukaryota; Metazoa; Chordata; Aves; Passeriformes; Pipridae. The record is from RefSeq and is a predicted model, not a curated record. Gene Ontology annotation, molecular function: serine-type endopeptidase activity.
AGUGCAGAGGCCAAAUGAGACCCCUGUGAGUCCUCUAUCAUUUGGUUUCAGGAUGGUUCUGGUGGCCCCUUGGUUUGCAACCCUGAAAAUGGAUCAUUUAUGCUUUACAGCAUUGUCAGCUGCGCUGUUUGCUGUGCCAGCCCAAAGAAACCAAGGUUCUUUGAUUUCAAGGGUGAGGAUUUUCAUGGACUGGGUAGGACUGCUGAUGAAAGGACAAAAAACUGUCAAUGCUCCAAAAAUGCCCAAGCAGAUGAGCUCGGAGUUGUCACAAGGCAUAGAUGUCACUCUUACAGAUUGGGAAGGAAUGAUUCAGCCAUUGGGAUACCGCGUGAGAUACACAAAUGCCACCAGGUCAGGAAACUGGAAGCAUGGAGGUUGCUCACAAAGUGAGGAAGCUGGGGGUGCACAAGGAGUUAUGAGGGGACACACACAGACAGUGGCAAGGAAUCACCCCACUUACCUGGCUGGAGGUAACCUGGGACAGCUGGCCUGUGCUAUGGGAGACUCCUGGGGACAAAAUAUUGAAGAUACUAACAUCUGUGAGAGAGUUACAGGGGCAACUUUUAGCACAGGAGAUUCUGGGUGGCCACAGAUCUGUUUGUUUGACAGACACAACAAGCUGGUCAGUAUUGCAAUCUGAGGCAGUGACAAGUGUCAUCCAGGGUCCCUAACAGUCUGCACCAGGGUUUCUGCCUUCAGACACUGGAUUUCACCAGUCACAGAACAAAAUAUUUGA